Prorocentrum cordatum is the source of this 354-nucleotide messenger RNA. The record is from the annotation of a GenBank genome assembly. Lineage: Eukaryota; Dinophyceae; Prorocentrales; Prorocentraceae.
AUGAGGCAGUUGCGGGUCGAACGUGACGUCAUCAGUUACAGUUCUGGAAUCUGCGCGUGCGAGAAGGGUGGUCAGUGGCAGGAGGCGUUGUCGCUGAUCGGCGAGAUGCCAAGCACGAUUCUGGAGCCAACCGCCUUUGGCUACAACUCUGGGAUCAGCGUGUGCGGGGCACGCGCGCUGUGGCAGGAGGGGCUCUCGCUGCUCUUCGGGCUGCGAAGGGCGGCGCUGGAGCCCGACGCGGUCAGCUACAACGCGGGGAUCGGCGCCUGCGAGACGGGCGAGAGCGGUGGCAGCAGCCGCUGCCGCCGCUCGGGUAGGCCGAGCAGGAGCGCCGACGACAGCCGCACAGCCUAG